CCCACGCGGGGGAACUUUUAAGACCCUUUAACCUCACUUCUUCGAUUUCUAACCACUAAACCGAAAUAUGGAUAACACUUUGAAAAACAUCUCGUUCUCCGAGAAUACCUCAAUCUUUGAGAACUGCACAGACGACUGGACACCAGAUGGAGAGGAAACAGUGCAUUUCAUCCUUCGAUGCGUGAUUCCGUCGGUGUAUAUACUUAUAAUAACGAUUGGUCUGCUGGGCAACAUCACACUUGUGAAAAUAUUCAUCACCACGAGCGCGAUGCGAAGUGUACCCAACAUUUUCAUUUCCAGCUUGGCCGUGGGAGAUAUUUUGCUUUUGGUCACUUGUGUGCCUGUGGACGCGAUCCGGUAUUUCUACGAGGAGUGGAUCUUCGGAACAGUGGCUUGUAAGAUGAUCCCUGUGAUUCAGCUCACCUCGGUCGGCGUGUCGGUGUUCACUCUCACGGCGCUGAGCGCGGACAGACACAAAGCUAUUGUGAACCCUAUGGACAUCCAGACCUCCGGCGCCGUAUUCUGGACCUGCUUGAAGGCCGUCACUAUAUGGAUCGUCUCGGUGCUGUUGGCUGUACCAGAGGCUGUCUUCUCGCAGGUGGUUCACAUGCCCUACAAGAACACGACGUUCACCGCCUGUGUGCCGUAUCCCCUCUCUAAUGAGAUGCAUCCCAGGAUUCACUCAAUUAUGAUUUUCCUAGUCUACUUCCUCAUUCCUCUGAGCAUUAUCUCUGUCUACUACUAUCACAUCGCAAGGACACUUAUCAAGAGUGCUCAUGAUAUGCCUGGUGAGAUUAGCGAGCACUCCAAAAGACAGACGGAAACAAGAAAGCGUCUAGCCAAGAUCGUCCUGGUGUUCGUGGGCCUCUUUGCGCUGUGCUGGUUCCCCAACCACGUUCUCUACAUGUACCGCUCCUUCAACUAUCGACAAAUCGACUCGUCGCUGUUGCACCUCAUCAUCACGCUCGUGGCGCGCGUGCUGAGUUUCUCCAGCUCCUGCGUGAACCCCUUCGCCCUUUACCUGCUGAGCGAGAGCUUCCGCAGGCACUUCAACAACCAGCUUAUGUGCAGACGUCGCAAAUACCAAGAGCGCAACAGCAGUUACCUCCAGAGCACCACUGCCAUCCGCAUGACCUCUAUCAGGAAGAGCAUACCUGCUGUAGCCAAUGGACAUGGACAAAAGACAUUUAGCGUCUGAUCUCAGAACUGCUCAGCUUUGGUUUACUAGACCCAGUCAGUGACUUGCGUUUAGAUUUUGAAGCAUUAGGUGACGCAGAUGUGUGGCGGUUAUUGGAGCGGGAAUGACAGAAGGAUUACCGUUGUAAAUAUUGCAUGCACGCUUUUCUUUCUUUCUGCCUGUGCCCGGGAAUGAAAUUUGCUUUGUUUCUGAAACAAUAUUCUUAUUGCACCCAGAAAUUAUGGAUAUCCUGAAUACAAGACUAUAUUUAAUAUCAAGCAAAAUCCAUUUUCUACCAAUAAAUAUCGGAUCUGUACAGAUCACAAUAUCAAUCAUAUUUCCAUUUUCGUGUAAGGGAUGCAGGGAAGAGAGGAACAGUUUUUUAAUAUUUGAUCGAAAGUGCACUUAAUACAGUAAUUGAAUGUUUAGUAAAUAAAACGAGCAGCUUUGCUUUCACCAAUGAAAUUAAACAAAGAGUUUGACUGACAGGGAUAUUACACAGAUGCUCUCAAAAUCAUUCAUUUCAUCUAUGCUCGCGUUCCGUUUCUCAGACAAAUGCAAUAUAGUCAAUUUAGGAGCAACAGGAGCUUCGACACGGCUCUUUCCGGUGAAUGUUAAUGCCCACAAUGAUAUAUCAGACAGGUCGUACACUCAAGGGUAAACUGUGGUGAUUAGAUUAAUAUAUGCAUAAACAGAUUACGAUUCAACAUGAAUAUCAAUUUCUCUAACAUGUUUCCCUGUACCUUCCAAAAUAUGAGCCAUAAGGACAUCGAGAUGAGGCAGAAAGAGGAGCAGCUGCGUAUGAUCUCAUUCACCAGCUCACCAGCAGUAUGACUUUCAAAUCUGUCCUUUUGUCAUGAGCCACAUCAUACGGACUAUAUGUCCGUAUCUACCGCUGUGGUUGAUUUUCUAUAACGACUUCAUUGGUUGUGACAUCAGAAAAACAUGGAAAAUUGAACAGGCAGGCAACCUUUAAACCACAUUAUCAAUCUCUCUCGAGGUCCCAAAACAACCCGAAAGAUGAAGCAUCUAAAAUAUGCAACUCAACAUGAUUUUGUGUCCAAAACAAAAACACUUUUGUGAUCUCAGUGGUUCUACAUGUCUUUUCAUAUGAACACUACUGCUGUGUUUCAACAUUAUCCAAUGCUCAAUGAAAGUGAAAAAAAAAACGUUUUGGAUUUCCCCUGUAUAGUUGGAUUAUCAACUAUACAGAUCAUGUUUACUGACGACUAAGCCAAAUCUGAAUCGAAUGUAUUUGGAUAAUGAAAAAUCGGCACAGGGUUAAUACUUUGAGGUCUCCCAACCAAUCACAAUGUUUAGCAGCAAAAGAGUUUUGAAAGUAAUCCAAAAUGAUCAAGCUGCUUAGAGCUAUUCAUAUGGAUAUUUAUGGGUAGUCUUCAAUAAAUAGUGUACACAAGUGACAUUUUUAGACAUGCCAAAAUGCCUUUAAACACAGCUGACUUAUUGACUGCAAUAUUUCUCUCAGAAUGUAGUGUUCUACAAACGUUUUUGGAUUUCCCCCGAUUCUCACUGUUCCACAAAAGUAGGAUCUAAAUGUAUUGUGGGAUGAUCGAUUAAACCGACCCUUCACCCAUUUCCUGUGUACUUAAUUAGUUUUUGACUGUGAGAGUAAAUUAAAUGUAUGGAUUCACUUACAGUAAAUGGCAUUCUUAUAUAGGAUCAAGCAAAAAACAAUCAAAUUGCUCAAUUAUCUCUUUAAGGAAACGUACAGAAAAAACAAUGUAUCACGUAAAAGCAGUGUAAUCCAUAAAAGAAUACAUCUUUGCAUAACUGAGGUACAAUAGCUUGCCAUUUUACAUUUGCAUACAGAUUUUUAAAUUCAACAAUAUACAUUUUUUAAAAAGCCAUGAACUCCUAAAAACAAGCAAACAAGCUAUUUUAACAUAAUAAUAAUAACUAGAUAGGUACAUUUUCUGAAGAAAAUGUGAGUGAUGCUUUGUGGCAAACCGCGGA
Messenger RNA from Triplophysa rosa, 3151 nucleotides. RefSeq names its product neuromedin B receptor (gene nmbr). Bases 68 to 1198 code for a protein of 376 amino acids. Gene Ontology annotation, molecular function: G protein-coupled peptide receptor activity. Gene Ontology annotation, biological process: G protein-coupled receptor signaling pathway. The transcript has 3 exons. Gene Ontology annotation, cellular component: membrane. The record is from RefSeq and is a predicted model, not a curated record. NCBI's taxonomy places the organism in Eukaryota, Metazoa, Chordata, Actinopteri, Cypriniformes, Nemacheilidae.